CGCCCCAGCCAGGACCGCGAGGCAGCCGGCCCUGAACUUGCAACUCUUGACCCACAGUGACUGAAGAAGAAGGAAAGGAGGGCCUCCUGCCACCACUCUCAGCCUCAGCCUCGGAGGAUGCGGCUCCUCGGGAGACUCCGCGCCUCCACUCCGGAGCCCGCUUUCUCAAACGUGCUCACUCCGGACCGCAUCCCCGAGUUCUGCAUCCCGCCGCGGCUGCCCGCGUCCUGCGCGCCCGAGUCUCCGCCUCCGGCCGCCGCUCUGCCCCGGCGCUGCGCAGCCGAGCCGGACCUGUGGCCCAGAGGAGCCGACGACAGCGCGGGGCACACGGACUGGGACCCGCGCUCGCAGGCAGCCCUAUCGCUGCCGCACCUGCCCCGCGCGCUCACCGCCUACGGCUUCUGCGCGCUGCUGGAGAGCCCGCACACCCGCCGCAAGGAGUCGCUCUUCCUCGGGGGCCCUGCAGCCGCCCCGCUCGUGCCCCGGGACUCGGCUCCGGCCUCCGCCCCCGAGCUCCCCGCGGGCCUCCGCCCCACCCCGGACGCGCCCGCCCCGCCGCCCCGCGCCCGCCGCCUCCUGCGCGCCUCCGAACGGCUGCUGAGCCGCGCGCUGCGGGCCCGGACGAGCCGAGGCCUGGUCCGCGCCCCCUCCGUGUCCAGCGGGGACGGCGACGAGGACGAGGACGAGGAGCGCGGCGCCGUCGCGGGGCCCCCUUCCCAGGCCCCCUCCGCGUCCCCGCCGCCGCCGCCCUGCCCCGGCCCGCGUCCCGAGCGCCUGGAGGCCGAGGGCACCGUGGCCCUGGGCCGCGCCGGGGGCGCCCUGCGCCUGGCCGCCGAGUACAAUCGGGCCAGCGGGCGACUCCGCGUCCGGCUGCUGGGCACCGAGGGCCUGGCCGCGGGAGCCGCCGAGCCCCCCGCCGUCGGCUGCCGCGUCAGCUUCGUCCUGCGGCCGCCGGGCCAGCCGCGCUCGCAGCGCAGCGCCGUGGUCCGGCGGAGCCGCAAGGCCGCCUUCCACCAGGACGUGUGCUUGGACGGGCUCUCGGAGGAGCAGGUGCGCCGCCUGGCCGUGCGCGUCAAGGCCGAGCAGCGGGGUCGCGGCCUGGAGCGGGGCCGCCCGCUGGGCCAGGGCGAGCUGCUGCUGGGCUCCCUGCUGCUGCCCUGA
This is a messenger RNA of Lynx canadensis (Canada lynx), 1161 nucleotides long. RefSeq names its product C2 calcium-dependent domain-containing protein 4A-like. The coding region runs from base 118 to 1161 and encodes 347 amino acids. The record is from RefSeq and is a predicted model, not a curated record. The transcript has 2 exons. NCBI's taxonomy places the organism in Eukaryota, Metazoa, Chordata, Mammalia, Carnivora, Felidae.